Messenger RNA from Macrobrachium nipponense, 10196 nucleotides. Its product is annotated as actin-binding protein IPP-like. Gene Ontology annotation, molecular function: protein binding. The record is from RefSeq and is a predicted model, not a curated record. Bases 209 to 2053 code for a protein of 614 amino acids. NCBI's taxonomy places the organism in Eukaryota, Metazoa, Arthropoda, Malacostraca, Decapoda, Palaemonidae. The transcript has 10 exons.
GUCGUCUGCUUCGGAAGAUCCGACCGUCCGACGACAUCUUUGGGUGGCUGCAACCGCAAAAGGGGUCAUUCUUUUUUGGCCCGUUUCUGACAAAUACAGAAACAUUCAGGUGGAGCGUCACGAACGAUCGAAUCGGUCCUGAAAAGAGCUCCGAAGAGGAGAUUCAAAGAAGACUUGAAGUACACAGAAAUCGUGCUCUGCUGUAUUCAUGGUAGUAAGGAAAACUACCAAAGUCGAUCCUCUGGUAAACGGCCUUAUCAAUCGAUUAAAAGGGUGCAUGAGGAUGGCGGCGUGUGUGGGGCUUUUACCCCCCACCCAGGGUGCCCCGUCCUCUUUGGGUAGUGAUGCACAUAGAUAUGCGUGCAAGUCGUAUGCAAAUAAAUUGCUACAGAACUUGUGCUCUCUAUGGCAUUCACAACACUUCUGUGAUGUGGAGAUAUCGGCUGGUGAAUUUGUUGUGAAGGCUCAUCGGGCAGUGCUGUCAGCAGGAAGUGCAUAUUUUCAGGCUAUGUUUACUGGUGGGUUAGCAGAAGAAACACAGGCUUCCAUAGAAAUCAAGUCAAUAACUCCUAAUGUUCUUGCACAGUUAAUUAACUUCAUAUACACAGGCGAUAUUGAAGUUACUGUGGAAAACGUCCAAGAGUUAAUGGUUGCAGCAGACAUGAUGGAAAUUCAUCAUGUUGUUCAUGUCGGCACAAACUUCCUGAAGAAAGAACUCAGUCCUGCCAAUGCAAUAGGAAUUUAUAGGUUUGCCGAAGCUCAUCAUCUAGUUGAAAUGCAAGAAGCUGCGAGAGAUUUCAUAUUUGCCAGUUUUUCUGAAGUGGUUAUGGAAGAAGAAUUCUUAGAAACUCCUCGUGAAGUUUUGAUUGAAUUGCUUCAGUCAGAGUAUUUGCGGAUUGACUCUGAAUUUCAAGUAUUUUCUGCAGCUAUCCGAUGGAUAGGUCAGGACAUUACCACCAGACGGCGUUAUGUGUUUGAAAUAUUAAAUCAAGUGAGACUACCUUUAAUUCCAAGCAAAUUACUAGAAAAGUCAAUUAAUGAAUGUUGUGAUAUUAGUUUGAAAGUUGCUUUAAGGAGCAUCCAGAAAGAUCUGGUCAGUAAAAGAGGAAGUUUGGUGCCUCUGUAUGUCCAACCUAGAAUCUGUGCCAGAAAGAAAAUUUAUGUAAUUGGUGGAUCCAAAAGAGAACUUAUAAGUUCAUGGACAAGAUCAGAAUGCACCUUUGAAAGUGUAGAGUGUUUUGAUACAUUCAGGAAAGAAUGGCAAAGAGUAUGCCCUAUGGAAAUUGGCAGAAUCCUUCCUGGUAUAGCAGUGUUAAAUGGUAGAAUAUAUGUUGUAGGUGGAGAGCAAGAAAGCCAGAUUUUAGCAAAUGGUGAAGUUUAUGAUCCCCAAGAAGAUAUUUGGACGGGUAUGGCUUCCAUGGUGAUUCCAAGGUGUGAAUUUGGACUCUGUGCUCAUGAGGGUUAUUUGUAUGCCUUUGGAGGGUGGGUUGGCGAGGAUAUUGGAGGUUCAAUUGAGCGAUAUGACCCUAUAGCAGAUGAAUGGAGGCUAGAGUCAAAUAUGCCAGAAGCAAGAUUCAGCAUGGGAGUAGUUGAGCAUCAUGGUCUCAUCUAUGUGGUUGGUGGCUGCACACAUAGUCAGCGUCAUCUUCACGAUUUGCUGUGUUAUAAUCCCAUAACAGGAGAAUGGCAGAACUUGGCUCCUAUGCUCACCCCACGUAGCCAAAUGGGAGUCGCAGUUUUAGAUGGUUUCCUGUAUGUUGUUGGAGGAACCAAUAGGCACAAUGUACUCACUUCAGUGGAAAGAUAUUCAUUUGAACAGAAUAAAUGGUUUGAGUGUCCACCCAUGUCAGUUGGCCGUGCAAGCCCUGCAGUAGCUGCCACAAAUUCCCUCUUGUAUGUCAUUGGUGGGGAUCAAACAAGUGAAGUUAAUGACUUUUAUAGAGCACAGGUAACUAUAGCACAUGUUGAAUAUUUUGACCCAAGUACUAAUCGUUGGUUGGACUGUACAUCUUUGCCCGAGAGUCGCUCCGAAGCAGGAGCAGUUGUCAUUUGACCCCCUCCUCCUUCUCUUUUGUCUCUUUCUCAAACACGCAGAGUUCGUAAGUAUCAAAAUCCAGAUGAUGAUCCUGGAUGUCCAACCAUGGCUCAGAAACGAACUAUCAAUCGUCAUUCACAUAGUCCAAGACAGCCAGCCUAAGAGAAAUGUUUAGGUAGCACUAGGUAUUUUCAGGAGAUAAUUGGUUUCUUUGAUAGCUUUUGAAUACAAUUAUAGAGCUAAAAUCUAAAGUUUAGAAGUAUUACUGAUACUUGCAUAUUCUAUAUAAAAAAAGAUUACUCACUGAAAUCCAUAUGGAAGUUUUUUAAUAAAAAUCAUGUUCAGUGUUGUGUUUCACAAAUAUUGUAGAUUUUAUUUAUGUAAAUGAUCAUGUUUACCUUAGAACUAUUAAUGCAUCCUUGAUAUUCAACAGAAAAUUUCAAUGUAUCUACAUAUUUUGCUGAACUAAAAUUAAAUGCCUUUGAAAUUUGAAAAUGAAUAUAAAAUUUUGAUGAUUUUAGAUUUAACCCAUAUUCACAAUCUUUUUGCAUCUAUAUUGUGUACCAUAACUGUAGGUUUUCAAUAUUUUUUAUGUUGAAUGUUCAAUCACUUUCAUGUUGAUCACAAGAAGGGCUCUAUAUAUACAUGAACUUGCCUUUCCUUCAAAAUUUGUUCUUGGUAGAAGUUCUUAUGUGAAUCUUCAUGACGAGUGUGUAUGGCGUUUUCAGUACGUAUAUACGUCCCAUCAGUACAGUACAGCAUUGCUAAACUUAUGAGGGAAGAGACUCGGUCAUCUGAAAAGUUGGUGCCAGUAUGUUUUGAAGCUUUACUGUUUAUACUUACUGAUACUGCCAAUACAUUAUACAUUCAUACUGUACAUUAUGAUGUUUUCAAAAUAUUUACUGGCAUACUUUUGGUCUCACAAAAUUAAGGCUGUUCCAAAAUCUUCACGUGCAUAGUGCUUUUCUCACAAAGGUUAUCUUGGGCACCCACUGAUGGACGACUGUGUGUAUUUAUGCAUAUCAGUAUUGAGACUUAGAGAGAAAUAAAAAUUCCCCAAUUUUGUAGAUGAAUGGAUGACUCGUAAUAGGGUAACUGAAGAAGAUCUAGUUUCAUAGUCUGCAAACUGAUAAAUUAAGCAUAUCAUUCUCAUUUGCAAAACAUUUGCUUAUCUGUGAAUGAAAGUCAUCAAUUGCAAAGUACAAUUCAAGUAACAUGAAGGGUGGCUCAGUUAUGGGUGUUCAUACUUUUCAUGGCUAUGUAAUUAAUGUUUCCGUGGUGUGCUGGCAAAAAAAGAUAUUCCUUUUAUAUCCGUGUUUCAAGAUAAUGGUUAGUUUACAAAGUAUAGUGGUCAUUUGACAACUUUAUUGCAAAUGCCAGGCACAAUGUUUCCAUUUAAAGAAAAUGCUAUUUUGAUUAAAUGUAAAAUGGUUUGCUGUUUGAAAUUAUUUCUGUACAUUAAAGAAUAUUAUCUGUUAGCUACAUUGCUCAAAUAAUGUUACUUCAAUUGAAUUUUCUAUUCAUCUGUAUUUAUGUAGCUAUUCAGAUUUUAAUUUUACUACCUGUUUUACAAGGAUUAUAAAAUAUAUAUGCUAUAGAUAUAUGGUAUAGAUGCAGAUAUAACUAGUGUACUAUCUGUAUUUUUCAUAGGGAACUGAGUACUUCAUGGUAACAAUAACAUUACUGCAAGUGUUUAAUACAUUAGAGUGCAUUUCAUACUUGUAGGAAUAGCAUUUUGGAGCAUCAACUUCAAGUUGUUUCACGGAGUAUAAUAAAACUUAUUUAUACAUCCAGUUGAGGGAAAAUAUACUGUUAUUACUAAGAUGGUCUUGAGGUAAUCAAGAUUAAUAACAGUUUGGUGAUCUAUGUUAGAUUUCUGAACAACAGAUAUACUAAAUCUUUUACCAAACAAGCAACCUCUGGAUUUAUUUGAAAUUUGUAUGUUAUUUGGUGUCAUAUGUUUUAUUUGAUAAGAUUUCAAGGGUUUUGUAGACUGUGUGAGUACUUUCAAAUGCUCACAGAAUAUUCAAGACUUAGUUUGAAACCUUACCGCCAUAGCUUCCUCUUUUUCUUUACUUUUGUCGCCAGUUAUGAUAACAUUUGAAAGACUUAUUGCUGUAGAGAAUAACAUUAUUGUAGUAUUGUACUUCAACCUAAAAAAAUCUUUUCAAGUGUUUUGUGUAAAUUUUUCCUUACCACUGCAUAAUUUCCGAACAUGUAUAUCUUGCAUCUCAUAGAGACUUGUAUUUGUUGGUCAAGGAGAGAAUCUCAUAGAUCUUAAGAGAAUGGGGUCAGUCAGUCAAGUUUCUCAUUGAUGAGAUUUUGUUGAAGGUAAGACUUCGUAUGAGAAUGGUCUGCUUGUAUUUGCCUUAUUUACACAAAAUCAUGUGCUUUAUCUGUAAAUACUGAGGCUUCGUCUAAAGAUGUGUAUUCAUGUUGUUUACAUUUUUAGUGUGAGUAAAAUGUAUUCUUUCCAAAACAGUGAAUGGUGUAUCAAUAUUCCAGAUUUUCAUGAAGAAUUUGUAGUAGUAUUUAUGGAUUAGUCAGGUUUUGUUACAAACAGUAUGACGGUUCCUUUAGGUACUGGUGCUCACCAUGCCUAUAACUAUAAAUACUGCAGCUGUUGGUUUAGCAGCUCAUUUUUUAUAGUUACAAUCUGCACAGUUUUCUCCACCCAAUGUUGAUCAGUACAGUGUACUGUAUAGUAUAGGUUUAUUUUUUCUCUCUAUUGUAAGUUAUAUAGUACUGAUUGAAUGUCUUUUAAUUGCUCACAAUAAUGUCUUAAGUGUGGAAAAGAUUGUUUUAGCUGUGUUGACACCUUGUAAUGAAUGGGAUAUGGUACUUGAUGUGAACCUUCAGGUUUAACAAAUUUAUUAAUCAGUCUAUCCGUCUCAGACUUAAUCAAAUUAUAUUCUUAAUCUUUAUUAUUGCCACUGCUCAUCAGUUCUUAUUGUUUAACUAAAUCUUUUAUUAUAGAUUUCUUCUUAGAUGCUGUAACUUACGUAAAUAGUCUUGUAUAAGUGUGUCUUUAGAGACUUGAGUGAAUCUAUAAGGUCUUAGGAAAAUGCUUCUUGUGGGUGCUUAAUGCCAUAUAAUGUAUUUAUAGGAGGACUGUUUUCUCCGUUUGAUUUGUUUUUGUAGAAGUUAAUAUAAUUUAAUGCUAAAAAUACAGUCUCUGUAAGAUACCUUACAUAGCAUCAACUUUAAUAAGUCAUUAACAUUCUUAGUAGUUUUAAGGAUUAGUUUUUCCAUUCCUCAAAAAGUAUAGUGUAAUAAGUUUUCAGUUACUAGCAAUACUUUUUUUUUUCUAAUAGAAUUUCCAGAUUUGGUAUAGUAUUUGUAUCUUUUAUUACUUUGUUUUUUAUAUACCACAAAAUGUGUGUGUGUGUAAUAGUCGUUAUUCUAAGUUCAUUGUUUUUAUAUGACUUGUGUUCAGAAUUCACCAAUCAUUCUGACAUACGUACUAAAAACUUGUGCAUUGCCAUCUGAUGUUACUUGAAACUUAAAUUUUAGAGUGAACAGUCAUAUAGAUUAGAAAAUUAUUAAGAUUACAGUAGACCCCCUGUAUUCAUGGGAGAAGGGUACCACACCCCCAUGAAUAGCUAAAAUCCGUGAAUACUUAAAACACCUCUAAAAAUGCUUAGAACUGCCUUAUAUUGUAAGUUAAAACAAAAAAACAAAAACACUAAAAAUGCUUAUCCCUGAGUAUUUUAAAUAGUUUUAUAUAUAUACAAAAGUGCAUUUUGUCAUGAAAAUUAUAUGAAAAUACAGUAAUUUAUGAAUAUUUCUGAGUGGAAAAUAGUGCGAAUAGGCAAAUUUCAGUGAAUUAUAGGUUAUAGGUUCCAUAUAAAAAUUCGCGAAUAGCGGGGGUCGACUGUAGUUUAAUUUUACAAAGCUCCACAAAAGUAAAUCAUCGUAUUUUACAAGGCUCUGCAGAAGCAAAAUUUUUUUAUUGAUUAAUGAUGAUUUUUUUUUUUAGGAUAAACUAAAAAUAAUAGGUACAAAAUUCCCCUAAUUUCUUGACAGAUGCUUUAUGCAGGCUGUAUUGACACUUGAUUAUCCUGUGAUUAUGAUUUUGUUAAUAAAUGCUAUAAGCUUAAUUUUAAUACAGAAAGUAUCAUUAUAUUUGAAAUCAACAGACAAUGCCAUGGAAUUUUAUAGUCAAUAAUUCAGUUUGAUGUUUUGGAAAAAUAAGUCAGUUACAUAAAUAUUAGAAUCUGGUUAUCAACACUUAAAUGUGGAGUAUCCAGUAGAUUCAAAAUGCAUUUACUGUAAAAUAAGGGUGUAUUAAAACAUUUUCCCUGUAGCUAUAUGGAACUGUUUUCCUUAUAUAUCAACUAAAUAAGGACUUGUUCAACAUGCAUACAAACCCUUGGUCUUUGCCUAGGGGAGUCACUUUCAGUGCAAGCUGGAGCUGGCCAUUUAACUUAAAACAAGGUGGAUAUUGGUAGUUGGCUACCGACGGAAGGGAAAGAAUACACUUCAUCUAGUUGGUACAUACCCAACAUUUUGUCUGUCUGAAACAGACCUGUUUCUUCUGCUGCCUGCUGUUUAACUUAUUCUUUUAGUUUUGAGAUAUUUUGCCUAUUUUGAAAUAAGUUCUAUUCUGUUACAUUUUGUUAACUUGACAUUUUCUUGCUGUGUAGUUUUGCUUUUUUGAUAUAAUGCAAACUCAGCUUGGUCUUAGCCUUGGUGUUUGUUCUUUUAUUCUGUUGGUGUACAUUUUUUUUUUUCUAUUACGCACCUAAGGAGAGAGGCCUGUCUCUUGCCUGUCAACCAUUCUAUUUUUAAAGGUUUUCCCAACCUCGUUUUAUCGAAUAUCCUUAUUCUACAUUUUUUUUUUCCAUUUGCUUUUUCAAACAGAAAACACUUCAGAAGUUUUUCUUUUGACUACAUAGUUUUUUGGAACAUUGUUUUGAAGGAUGAUAAGUUACAGGAAGCUUUCCUUGGUUAGAUGAAGUUCCUUUGCUGUAGGCCACAACUGUAUCUUCCCUGUAUGAACCUCCCCUAACAUGCACCUUCUGUCAAGUGCAGUUCCUACUCACCCAGAUCGUUGUCUUUCCCCUUCCGUCCAUUGUCCUUAAGGACACGGAUAAGUAUUUCUUCAGUGCCAGAGUAGUUCCUAACGUACUAGGACUUCUGUUUCCUGCAUUUGCCUUCGAGAACAGUUCAUUGUUGUUUUCAGCAAUGCUGCUGCAGUUUUCUGGACGUCUAGGCUGAAGAUACUCUCUCCAAGGAAGAAUUUGUGGCCAUGCAUUGUUCCAUGACAUUUUUUGCUUCACACUGUGUAAGAAAGAGGCUGGCCUUGGGUAGGCAGUUGUAGCCUUGCCCUUGCCACAAUGUUGCAUGGCCAUGACGACUUUUUUUUUUUUUUUUUUUUUUUUUUGUUACUGCAGUUUUCUGAUUGUCCUUAGCCAAAAAUUUUGCUUUGCAAAGAUGAAAAUACAAGUCCAUGCAGAUGUUGCAUUGCAGUGUCCUUUCCAAUUAUUGCACCACCAAGGUACAACUCUCUCAAGUUGUUUUUGCUUUUUUCUUCCAUCCAUGUUUAUGGACAUAUACUUGGAGGUGCUUCUACUUAGCCUGAGUGUUAGUAUGCGGAUGUUGCUUUAUUCUUUCACAUUCCCACUUGAAAACACUGCCAUGUCAGGGCAUGUCUGUCUGGGGCCGUGCCCCAUUUAUGUGGAGGGUUUAGAGAAGAAAAAGACAGCUCUUCUGAAUGUUUCUCCCCUGCGAAGGUUUCGUAGUGGAUGGAUCGCUAUUCAAAGAAUGUUCCCCGCCACAAGAUUGAGUGGACGGUUGGCUGACAUUCAUGGGAUGUCUGUAACAGCCCCCUCCCAUUUUCACGAGGUUGCAAACAAGAUCAACAUCAUCUUGGCUCUGCGGGGCUGUGCCUCCACUCUACCUUUUAAGAAGUCCCCCCUGGCGAAUGAGAUCGCCCUUCCAAGAGUGAUUCUACCUUCGUGGUCCGGCAAAUGGUAAAGGUCAUGGUGGGACUCCGAUGAACAUCUGGAACACAGCACCCACCCAUGUUCGUGUGAAUAGUUGGUAUGUCUUGCUUAACCUCUACCACUCAUGUCUGUGAGUUUGCAGCAAUCACAUCUGAGUGACACUGUUCAUCCAAGGGGACUUCGACAGCAAUAUUCCUAGAGCAGCCAACAUCUGUUUCUGGUAACAACCACGUGUGAACGAAUUGGAUCGUUCUCCCAGACCCAUGCGACCAUUGUCAAAUGAGUGACGUCCUUUCACAACUGUGUGCAUCCACGGGCACUUCGACAUUUAUACAAGUCGGAUUCAUCCAUGGGUACUUCGACAUUUAUACAGGUAGGAUAGGAAUCUUAGUUUAUUUGCUCCUACUCAACUUUAGUUGUUCCUACAGGUAUACAAAUCCUUGGUAUGUAUUAGAAUCUCUUCCAGAAUCAUAAUGAUUCCAGUCUCAAUAGCACAGGUUUCUUCAGAUCUCUGUACAUUUCAGACUUCCUCAAGAGCAGGCAGUCAAAGUGUCUUCUUCAGCAGGUAGUUUUCAUAUGAUUUAAAUUUAAAUGUAGGCCACAGCCACGAGAACAUAAAACUGGUGACCCUACAGAUGAUGAUGUGUCUAAGGGACAGUUUCGGUCGACCUCAUCUGAUCAAGACUGUUCCCAACAUCGUGUCUGAGGGACAGUUUUGGUCGACCUCAUCUGAUCAAGACUGUUCCCAACAUUGUGUCUGAGUGGCAGCUUCAGCCAUCCUCUCCUGACUGAGUCUGUCACCGACAUAUGAGGAAUGACACCCCCAGCUGGGACCACUUCCCUCAUAGCAGCUUUUUUCACGGCCAGUUAUAUGACUGUCCUUCGGUGUCAAUACAGUGUUGUCUCCUCUUUCCACUGAUCAUCCAUGGGCUUCACCUACUGUCGAUUCUUUGGGUCGGCUCAAAUGAAUUCUACCUUCAUCUCUAGUUCCCUUGACCUCUCUUGAAUCAUUGGCUGGAGUCAUUCAAAGUUUUUGUAUCAAUUGUUCAAAACUUGUGACUACUAAUCCAUUAAUGGGGGUACACAGGGAACCAAGUGUGUGCCAGGUAGAAACAUCAAAGCUAGGAUCAUUCCUCCCCUUUCUUCAAGUUGCCCUUAGAACAAUACGUUGUGGAAUCUGUCCUAGCCAAUGGCCAUUGUGUAAACAAGUUUUGCAAUAGUUUCGAGAGGUGCCAAUUCCUUUGGAUCACAGAAGGGAAGUAAGGUUAAGAAGGAAUGAGAAAGCCCCAGGUGAGGUGAACUCAGUCAGUUCAGAAAUUUACUCAAAAUCCUCCCACAAAGGAGUAAUUCUCCCUUAUGUAAAGACAGAGGGGUUUGUAUGUGUAGGAACAAAUGAGAAACUUGUAUAGGACUAAUUUUUACAGGAAUUUGUAUUUUUCCUAACAUACAAACCUGAGGUCUGUACAUAAACAGCUAAGCCACCUCUCAUUCUGCUCCUGGGCCUAAAAGGUAAAGUGAAUGUGUACCAACUGGAUGGAGGGGAUUCCUCCCCUUCCACAAGUAGCCAGCUACCAAUUUCCCAAAUCAGAAGGCUCCAGCUUGCACUGAAAGUAAAUCCCUCUUAUAAAGACCUUAAGUUUGUAUGUAAGGAAAAAUAAAAAUUACUUUUAAAAUUUUUCAUUUUGUCAUCAAAACAUGAGGCAUCUUAAAUGCCUGAGUAUAAUUUGUACAGUCUCUUUAAUGAUGACAUAUCAGCUACAUUUUACGGUUAAUAUAUUUAAUGAGAGGUUUUAAGUUCCAUUUAUUUCAUAUAAUCAUUAUUAGGCAUUUCCAUUUAACCAGUUUGAACAAUUAUCAAAAGGAGUGUUUCAUUUUAAAAAAAACAUCACCAGAAUUAGUACUCAUUUAAAUUUGAUGGCAAUUGUUUGGUAACCAAAGCACAAAGUAUGUGAUGUUGGCUUUAUUUCAUUACCAGUUACAAUGUAUAAAGUAGUCAAUGUUAUUUUUGUUUUGCUGCAUAGAGAUUUUAUAUUUAUUUGCUUAUAUAUCUGAGUUUUAUUAGCUUAUAUAUAUCUGAGUUUUCUUAAAGAAAGUUGUAUGAGUCAGGAUGGGAAGAAUAUUCUGUAUGUUUUUAACAACAUUGUUAGUUGUCAAGAUGGAUUUCGUAAUUCAUACGAUGUUCUGAAAUAAUAAAAAUUUGCCAAAAAAAUAAA